ACAAAUUAUAAAAGAAUUUUCUGCAAAGAUCGUAUAGAUGCGUUUGAUACUUUUUUGGAAUUUAGUAGUAGUUCUUCUAAACCAAUAACUAUUAAAGAUCCUAUGAAUGCAGAAGAGUAUGUAAAUUCCAAUAACAACCUUAUUACCACUGAAGUGCUGAAUGAUGAUAAGAUAAUUGAAGCUGUAAAGAACCAUGAAUGUAUUGAACCAGAAAAUGAAAUUUCAAAUAAGCCAAUAUCUUUUGCACAAGCCUUAGAAUUUAUUGAUAAGAUCUUAUUGUUUUUUGAGCAGCAACCAGAUAGUACUUUUAAAAUUGAUAAUGCACUCAUUCAAAAUUUAGGAAAAUUAAAAAAAGAAUUGAGAUUGAAAAUAUUGCUUCACAAUGACAAGCUACCUUAG
Molecule: messenger RNA, 399 nt
Organism: Racocetra persica
Lineage: Eukaryota; Fungi; Glomeromycota; Glomeromycetes; Diversisporales; Gigasporaceae
Source: the annotation of a GenBank genome assembly